AUGGCAGCGGUGGGGUCCGGCGGUUCCAACGCGGCGGCUGGGCCAGGGGCGGUCUCCGCGGGGUCGUUGGAGCCUGGAACCGCUAGUGCGGCUCACCGGCGCCUCAAAUACAUAUCCCUAGCUGUGCUGGUGGUCCAGAAUGCCUCCCUCAUCCUCAGCAUCCGCUACGCCCGCACACUGCCUGGGGACCGCUUCUUUGCCACCACUGCUGUGGUCAUGGCCGAAGUGCUCAAAGGUCUCACCUGCCUGCUGCUGCUCUUCGCACAAAAGAGGGGUAACGUGAAGCACCUGGCACUCUUCCUGCAUGAGGCUGUCCUGGUGCAGUAUGUGGACACACUCAAGCUCGCAGUGCCCUCCCUCAUCUACACCCUGCAGAAUAACCUCCAGUAUGUGGCCAUCUCCAACCUGCCAGCUGCCACGUUCCAGGUGACGUACCAGCUGAAGAUCCUGACCACGGCGCUGUUCUCCGUGCUCAUGCUGAACCGCAGCCUUUCCCGGCUGCAGUGGGCCUCCCUGUUGCUUCUCUUCACUGGAGUUGCCAUCGUCCAGGCACAGCAAGCUGGUGGUGGGGGCCCUCGGCCACUGGAUCAGAACCCCGGGGCAGGCCUUGCAGCCGUCGUGGCCUCGUGUCUGUCCUCAGGCUUCGCGGGCGUCUACUUCGAGAAGAUCCUCAAGGGCAGCUCGGGCUCGGUGUGGCUCCGCAACCUGCAACUGGGCCUCUUCGGCACGGCACUGGGCCUGGUAGGGCUUUGGUGGGCUGAGGGCACAGCCGUAGCCCGCCGUGGCUUCUUUUUUGGGUACACACCUGCCGUCUGGGGCGUGGUACUCAACCAGGCCUUUGGCGGGCUGCUGGUGGCUGUUGUCGUCAAGUACGCCGACAACAUCCUCAAGGGCUUUGCCACCUCCCUGUCCAUUGUGCUGUCCACUGUUGCCUCCAUCCGCCUCUUUGGCUUCCACGUGGACCCAUUGUUUGCCCUGGGUGCGGGGCUGGUCAUCGGUGCGGUCUACCUCUACAGCCUUCCCCGAGGCACCGCCAAAGCCAUAGCCUCCACCUCCGCCUCAGCCUCGGCCUCCACCUCUGGGCCCUGCACUCACCAGCAGCCUCCUGGGCAGCCGCCGCCACCCAAGCUGUCUUCCCAUCGCGCAGACCUCAGCACGGAGCCCUUUCUGCCGAAGUCAGUGCUGGUGAAGUGA
Molecule: messenger RNA, 1194 nt
Organism: Canis lupus familiaris (dog)
Lineage: Eukaryota; Metazoa; Chordata; Mammalia; Carnivora; Canidae
Gene: SLC35A2
Product: solute carrier family 35 member A2
Biological process (GO): pyrimidine nucleotide-sugar transmembrane transport
Cellular component (GO): Golgi membrane
Molecular function (GO): UDP-galactose transmembrane transporter activity
Source: RefSeq, marked provisional